GUCACUGACCGUUAGAAAUUCCGUCUGCCUUGAAGCCUUCGCCUCGAAGAAAUUGUCCUCUUAAGUUAAGUCCUCACGCCAAAUCAGUCACCGCUUGCUUCCAAUCCGAUUUGCUAUUUGCCGUUGCAGAUCGAUCCUUCCUUUAACCCGUCUGAAUCUGAAAAUCAUCAAGGAAAAAUGGCGCUCGAGUGGGUUGUUCUCGGCUAUGCCGCCGGCGCGGAGGCCAUCAUGGUCCUCCUCCUCACCCUCCCGGGCCUCGACGGCCUACGCAAGGGCCUCGUCGCCGUCACCCGCAACCUUCUGAAGCCCUUCCUCUCCGUCGUCCCCUUCUGCCUCUUCCUCCUCAUGGACAUCUACUGGAAGUACGAGACCCGCCCCAAGUGCGACGGCGACUCCUGCACCCCCUCCGAGCACCUCCGCCACCAGAAGUCCAUCAUGAAGAGCCAGCGCAACGCCCUCCUCAUCCUCGCCGCCCUCCUCUUCUACUGGCUCCUCUACUCCGUCACUCACCUCGUCGUCCGGCUCGAGCAGCUCAACCAGCGCCUCGACCGCCUCAAGAAUCGCGAGUGACCGACACCGAGUAAUCCAUAAUGAUUUACUGUUAUUAGCUAGAUUUGCUAUCUCUUUCUGAGUCUCGGAUGCUGUGGAGAUGUGUCCUAACCAUGCCUCCUUUGCCUGCCUGCCUAUAGUGAAUGCCAAGAUCCUUUCUUGCGUUGCUGUAAUCGCUGAACUGAAGAUGUUCUCUUUUUCUUCAUCCGUGAGUAGAUUUUGUUGCUACCUCCGACAAUAUCUUUUGAUUUUCUUGAUGAUUUAUUGCCGGUAUCUCGAUGUUGGAUUGGCGUAUCUUUAAUUUGA
Molecule: messenger RNA, 855 nt
Organism: Punica granatum (pomegranate)
Lineage: Eukaryota; Viridiplantae; Streptophyta; Magnoliopsida; Myrtales; Lythraceae
Source: RefSeq, a predicted model, not a curated record